UUAAUCACCUCUGGGUUUUUUUAUUUCUUGCUAAACAAACCAAAAACCACUGAAAAUUUUGAAAAAAAAAGUUUUAUCUUAGUUUUUGUUAUAACAUUUUGUAAAUAAGUGAUUUUGUUUCCUUCACUGAUGUGCGCUAAUGAGGCUGCAGUGAUGGGCACUGAUAGGCUGCACUGAUAGACACUGAUAGGUGGCACUGAUGAGGAGGCACUGGUAGGUGGCACUGAUAGCUGGCACUGAUGGACACUGACAGG
Molecule: messenger RNA, 254 nt
Organism: Staurois parvus
Lineage: Eukaryota; Metazoa; Chordata; Amphibia; Anura; Ranidae
Source: the annotation of a GenBank genome assembly